AUGGCAUCCGGCCACGUUCUCCGGUUUCCCCGGUCAGACAGUGAGGGCGCUUUUGUCAUCGUCCAGGCCACGCCUAUUAAGUCAAAGGCGCUGGAUGUCAAGUUGGUGGGAACUGAUGGCGUGGAGCCAUAUGCCAUUUCUCGUGAGUCGAACGCUCGUCAUCCCGCCUUCCUGGCCGACGAUCACCGCGGCCCGGGCGAGGUUGCGCUGGUAGUGCGUCACGAUAAAGUCGCAUCUCUUCGUGUCAAGAACAGUCCAGUGUCUGAGGAAGAAUGGGUCGCUAUCCUUACUGCGGUUUUGCAACAAGAACCGGCCGGGGACAUUGAGGCAAUUGCAUCGGUGGAAAACGAGUCAGUUCUCACCCUGACUAUUCGAAAAAAGGGGAAUGAGUUCACACAACGGCUCGGCGCCAUCGAGUUGAGCCACAGCCCACGCGAGCUCAUUGAGCUAUUCGACUGGUGUGCCCUCUCGGCCCAGACAGCCAAUGAGGCCAAGAAAGCUCUAGCUUCCACAACCGCGAAAGCAAACAAGCUCGAAGACUCUGUGCGGGAGCUCAAAGCUCAAAUCGACGAGCUAGUCGCGGCCAAGGAGGCUGAUGAGUCGGAACUCCUCGAGAAGUUCCGCGACCUGCUCAACGAGAAGAAAUUGAAGAUCCGACAGCAGCAGAAACUACUCGCGUCUGCAUCCGUCGAGCCGGAGAAGCUAGCGCAGGUACAGAGUUCCCAGGCCGCGGCAAAAGGCCAUGUGGCCGCCAAGUCGAGGCCGGGCAAGAGGAAGACCGCUCCCGCGCCUGUUGGUGAUGCUGAUUCGUCAGAAGAAAGCGAGGACAAAAUGGAUGUUGAUGAGGCUAAGGAACAGGCUGCGGACGAGUCGGAUCAGCAGCGCGACACAACUGAGGAUGAUGACGAGACCGCUAGUGAAAAUGAAGAUGAAGAAUCGGCAGCGCCAACACACAGUCAGCAGACACGGUCUCGAGUAUCCCCGCCGCCGAAGCCAAAGGCUGCAGCAGCGCCCGCGAAGAAGGAGGCGCCUCCUGCGAAGAGAGAACUGCCUUUUGCAAGAAAGAAAGCAGCCCCCAAAGCACCCCCACCGCCCGCUGGCAGCGAGACCGAAUCUGACGAUGAGCUGUGA
This is a messenger RNA of Colletotrichum orchidophilum, 1131 nucleotides long. RefSeq lists its product as uncharacterized. Gene Ontology annotation, molecular function: DNA binding. Gene Ontology annotation, cellular component: nucleus. Lineage: Eukaryota; Fungi; Ascomycota; Sordariomycetes; Glomerellales; Glomerellaceae. Gene Ontology annotation, biological process: double-strand break repair; DNA recombination. The coding region runs from base 1 to 1131 and encodes 376 amino acids. The record is from RefSeq and is a predicted model, not a curated record. The transcript is spliced from 3 exons.